AAAUAACCAAUUUCAGUUGAACUGUGAUGAACUACUAAUAAUAUUGUAGCCAACAUUGCAUAAUGGCUAAUGUAAACGUAGAAAAUAUGGUGCAACCUGUGAAGCGAAAAAGCCAAAAAUCUACUGUCAAAAGAGUUGGAAAUACAGCUUCAUCACGACUCAGACAAGAUUAUAUUCAACUAAUGAAGAACCCUGUUCCCUACAUCAUUGCAGCCCCUCUCCCUACAAACAUUUUAGAAUGGCAUUACGUCGUUCAGGGUCCAUCUGACAGCGUCUAUUCAGGUGGGUACUACCACGGGAAGCUAAUUUUCUCGAAUGACUAUCCAUUCAAACCUCCGUCUAUCAUGAUGUGCACUCCGAAUGGGAGGUUUAAAACAAACACCAGACUGUGUCUGUCCAUCAGUGAUUUUCACCCCGACACUUGGAAUCCCGCUUGGUGUGUGUCCACUAUUCUCAUUGGUUUGCUGAGUUUCAUGCUGGAAACUGCGCCGACUCUUGGUAGCCUGGAAACUUCUGAUCAAACGAAAAGGCAGUUUGCAUUGCAAAGCUUGGAGUUCAACAUCAGAGAUCCGGUAUUCCAAGAGUUAUUUCCAGAACUUUUCAAGAAAAUAGGAGAUUUACUGAAGCAAAGAGAAGCAGAAAUGAGUAAAUCAAUCGCCUCUCAAAGGUCUUUGCAGAGUUCUCGGAACUCGAUGGGCAGCGGAGUGAACAGAAACAAUGGUGCGGUCGCGAACGACCAGGACGGUAACUGGGGAGGGGCCUUGAUGAACUUAGGGGUGCUGUUGGGAUUCGCCGCUUUCUCUUUAGUUGUGAAAUAUAUCUGCAAGUUGAUUAUUAACGAGCAGCUGUAUAUUUUUGGAUCUCAAAUGAACAAAAACAAUCCAGCGGACGGCAUUAAUAGCGAGGAGAAGCUCCUGGAAUCGACUAGUGCGGUCAAUGAGAAGCAAUUGCGAUUCUCAGAAGAGCCACAAGACCUCAUAGGGAGCUAUGAUGACAUGUAUCCGGACUGGGAGGCUGAUGCUGAGCCAGAUUGCGAGCUAAAUAUCCAACUUGUUAUGAGACGAACUCUACUGGCCAACAGCAAAGAGCAAGAGGACAAGCUGUCGAGUGCAGAAAAAGCCGAGUGGCUCACGGAAAGUAUGAGUCAUUUAAGACUGGACCGAGAGAAGAUUCGGGUGAUUGAGAACCUAGAAUGUUUCAGUGCAAAGCUGACUCAUCUAUAUUUACAACAUAACCGAAUAGAGCAUAUAACAGGUUUAUUAUGCCUGGAGAAGCUGAAGUUUCUUUGUUUGUCUCACAAUAAAAUAAAACAAAUAGAUAUGGACGAACUGCCAAAGGGCAUUAUUGCAAUUUAUUUGGACGGAAAUCCUUGUACUCAAAGUUCAGAUUAUCCUCUUAACUUAAUAGCAUCUCUCCCAAAAUUAAAGUCGGUUGAUUUUGAGUCGAUUAGUGAAUCGAAAAGACGAAAAGCCCUGAAGUUUGUUGACCCGAAUUUGCAACUAGACACAGACGUCUCUUCUGAAGGCGAAGAUACCUCGGCGGACGAAGUCAGCGAGGAAGAUCCAAGCUCGCAUCUUGCACAAGGCUUGGAUCCCGUGAAGAAGAAAAUGUUGAGCGACUUGGAUUUGAAAAAUGGACAAAUAGACAACAUAGAAGAGCUGUUAUCACCAGAGCAACUGCAGGUGUGGAGAACUUCUUACCAACAAGUGCAGAUUUUAAGCUCAAGCGAGGAGGAGGGUCUGAGUGAUCGUGAAAAUAUAGUGGGAGCCAGUGCACCUGAAGCAGAAGAGUCAAACCAGGAAGCUGUAGAAGUUAACAAAUCAUCCCAAAAAGGAGCAAAAAAGAAGAAAACCAGGAAAAAUAGAGACGAUGUCAAACUAAAAACAGACAAGGAAAAGCAAAAUUUGAAGAAUUUGGGCAUCAAUCCUGCACAUUUUAGGGAUUUGACCGUUAAACUGUUAGGGCGGUCGAGAGCACGUCAAAAUGAGGACACAGAAAAGCAUAAUAAGAAACUGACUAAAUUGGACUCCUUCAGAGAAGAGGAAAGCGAGAGAUUCGCUCAGUCGAGCAGGAUUCCAGUGAGUGAGAGAAUGGUCUACGACAACUUGAAUCAAGUCACAGUGCAAGUGUUACCGGAGAGAAGCACAAAUGCUCGCCGCUGAAUGAGCCCCAUAAGUUACUACAAGAGAUUUAUCUCAGAUCAUUUUAGUGUUGUGUAAUAUUUUGCUGUAAAUAUAUAUGUACAGAACUUGUAGAUUUAGAUUGUAAAUAGAUAAAGAGUUCAAGAGCUGAAAAUAUCAUUCCGACGGCGAAGAGUGAAGGAACUUCGAGGGCAAGUGGCGUGCGAUGGGGAAGUAGGCUUUUUCAAGUCAAAUUGGCGUCUACCCAAGUCUUGUUGGUUAAGUUGUCGCUCGGUAAAUGUCUCUGAAUUCCUAUAUAACGCUUGGGAUUGGGUUUCUUGACACGUUUUCCCUUUUUUCCGAAACAUUUUUGCGAUUUAGUUACUUUCGUCUCGAUUUCUAUCUGCUAGCUUUCAAGGUCAUUUUUUUGUGUAGUAAAUAUGAAGCU
Symsagittifera roscoffensis is the source of this 2568-nucleotide messenger RNA. RefSeq lists its product as uncharacterized. Lineage: Eukaryota; Metazoa; Xenacoelomorpha; Acoela; Convolutidae. The transcript has 6 exons. Gene Ontology annotation, molecular function: protein binding. The record is from RefSeq and is a predicted model, not a curated record. Bases 63 to 2162 code for a protein of 699 amino acids.